UAGAAUUCCCUUUCCAAGUAUGGGAGAGAGAGACUAGGAAUAUGGUGAUGAUGUCUCUUUCUAAGUGGCCCUCUUCUCUUGUCCCCUCAGACUUCUCCUGCCGGACAAAGGAGAAUGGUAGCCAAAAACUCUUCUGUGACAGAGUUUAUCCUCGAAGGCUUAACCGACCAGCCGGGACUCCGGAUCCCCCUCUUCUUCCUGUUUCUGGGUUUCUACAUGGUCACCAUGGUGGGGAACCUGGGCUUAAUAACCCUAAUUGGGCUGAAUGCUCAUUUGCACACUCCCAUGUACUUCUUCCUCUUUAAUCUCUCUUUAAUAGAUUUCUGUUACUCCGCUACCAUCACUCCCAAAAUGCUGAUGAGUUUUGUCUCAAGGAAGAAUAUAAUUUCCUUUACAGGGUGUAUGACUCAGCUCUUUUUCUUCUGCUUCUUUGUCGUCUCUGAAUCCUUCAUCCUGUCAGCAAUGGCGUAUGACCGCUAUGUGGCCGUCUGUAACCCACUGUUGUACACAAUCACCAUGUCUCCCCAGGUGUGUUUGCUCCUUUUGUUGGGUGCCUAUGGGAUGGGGUUUGCUGGGGCCAUGGCCCACACAGGAAGCAUAAUGAACCUGACCUUCUGUGCUGACAACCUUGUCAAUCAUUUCAUGUGUGAUAUCCUUCCUCUCCUUGAGCUCUCCUGCAACAGCUCUUACGUGAAUGAGUUGGUGGUCUUUAUUGUUGUGGCUUUUGAUAUUGGAAUGCCCAUUGUCACCAUCUUUAUUUCUUAUGCUCUCAUCCUCUCCAGCAUUCUUCACAUCAGUUCUACAGAGGGCAGGUCCAAAGCCUUUAGUACUUGCAGUUCCCACAUAAUUGUAGUUUCUCUAUUCUUUGGUUCUGGGGCUUUCACGUAUCUCAAACCCGCUUCCAUCCUGCCCCUUGAGCAAGGGAAAGUGUCCUCCCUUUUCUAUACCAUCAUAGUCUCCAUGUUAAAUCCACUAAUCUAUAGCUUGAGGAACAAGGAUGUCAAAGUUGCCCUGAGGAGAAUUUUGGGCAAAAAAGAUAUUUUCUUCAGAAAGGAGUAGUAUUUGAGAAAGGAGAUAUAA
Molecule: messenger RNA, 1080 nt
Organism: Callithrix jacchus (white-tufted-ear marmoset)
Lineage: Eukaryota; Metazoa; Chordata; Mammalia; Primates; Cebidae
Gene: OR8B12
Product: olfactory receptor family 8 subfamily B member 12
Biological process (GO): G protein-coupled receptor signaling pathway
Cellular component (GO): membrane
Molecular function (GO): olfactory receptor activity; G protein-coupled receptor activity
Source: RefSeq, a predicted model, not a curated record